Molecule: messenger RNA, 2074 nt
Organism: Cyprinodon tularosa
Lineage: Eukaryota; Metazoa; Chordata; Actinopteri; Cyprinodontiformes; Cyprinodontidae
Product: growth factor receptor-bound protein 10-like
Exons: 17
Coding region: 210-2024 (604 amino acids)
Biological process (GO): negative regulation of Wnt signaling pathway; insulin receptor signaling pathway; negative regulation of insulin receptor signaling pathway
Molecular function (GO): insulin receptor binding
Source: RefSeq, a predicted model, not a curated record
GCAAGGGCAGCGCUUCGGGGGACAAGGUGAACACGGCGGCGGACAGGGGGGUGAGGGGGGGAGCAGUUUGAGCAGAGAUUCAGAGGAGGAAAGUUGAAGCGUUUAAACCGGGGUCCUGGAAACAAACGCGAACCGCACGCUGCCCUUUCAUAACCGGUGCUCGGUGAGACCAGAGGGUUCCCUAUAAGAGGGAGCACAAGGCAAACAUCAUGGCUUUAGCAGGAUGCCCUGACUACUUUUUACGUCACUCAAACUACCAGGAAAGGAUGGAGCGCACCUCUUCCCGCAGGCCUGAGGAGCUGAUCGUUUCCGGCUUUCAGCGCUCAGCCAGUCAAGCUUUGCCGCAUCACCAUGCUGCCUCCACCGAUGAUGACGUGGACCUGGAGCAGCUGGUGAACGACAUGAACUCCUCGGUGGAAAGUCUGCAGUCCACCCAGGGAGAGACGGCACUUCUCUUAAACAAUGGUCACGUGCACGCCUCGCACCACCAGCAUCACCACCUGUCUGCUCAUGUGGGAUACAGUCAGAUCCACCGCCGCCACCCCCCGUCCCUGCACCCUUCUCCUCCGUCCAGGGAGCAAACGAAGCACUCUCAGCCCAUGCACAUCCAGGCUGUCAGGUGUCUGCAGGAAGAGCACCAGCUGCGUCCAGCCUCCCUGCCGGCCAUCCCCAACCCUUUCCCCGAGCUCUGCAGCCCAGCAGGAUCCCCUGUUCUCAGCCCGAUACAGACCUCCGACCGCCAUAUUGUGAAGGUUUGGAGCGAGGAUGGUGCCGGCAAAGUGGUGGAGAUCCCGGCAGACAUGACGGCGAGAGAUGUGUGUCAGCUGCUGGUCUACAAGAGCCACUGCGUGGACGACAAUGCCUGGACGCUGGUGGAGCACCACCCUGUCCUCGGCCUCGAGAGGUGUCUGGAGGAUCAUGAACUGGUGGUUCAGGUUCAAGCCUCCAUGAGCAGCGACAGUAAAUUCCUCUUCAGGAAGAACUAUGCCAAAUAUGAAUUCUUCAGGAACCCCCUGAACUUUUUUCCAGAGCAUAUGGUGGCUUUGUGUCAUGAGUCCGAUGGUUCAAUCCCUCAAGCACAGCUUUUACAGAAUUUUCUGAACUCCAGCAGCUGUCCAGAGAUCCAGGGCUAUCUUUAUGUGAAGGAGCCAGGAAGGAAGUCCUGGAAGAAGCUCUACAUGUUCCUGCGACGCUCAGGCCUUUAUUACUCCACUAAAGGAACGUCAAAGGAACCCAGACAUCUGCAGGUCCUCUCAGAUCUCGAGGACAGCAACAUUUAUACCAUCAUCACCGGGAGGAAACUUCACAACGCCCCGGCAGACUACCAGUUCUGCAUCAAGCCCAAUAAAGCCAGGAGUGACUGUAAGGAGCUCAAGAUGUUGUGUGCCGAGGACGAACAGAGCAGGACAUGCUGGAUGACUGCCUUCAGACUGCUCAAGUAUGGGAUCGUCCUGUACCAGAACUACAACGUGCCGCAGCAGAGGAAGGCCAACAACUCGUCUUUCUCUGCACCUGUGCGGAGCGUAUCUGAGAACUCCCUGGUUGCCAUGGACUUUUCGGGAAGAACCGGCCGUGUUAUUGACAAUCCGGUGGAGGCUCAGAGCGCCGCCCUGGAGGAGGGACAAACUUGGAGGAAAAGAACCCACCGCAUGAAUGUCCUGGGCAGCCCCCUGCACCCCUCCUCUCUGAGCUCAGUGAUCCACAGGACACAGGUCUGGUUCCACGGUCGUAUCAUGAGGGAGGAAGCUCACAAGAUGAUCAUACAGCAAGGCCAAGUGGACGGGUUGUUCCUGUUGCGGGACAGUCAGAGUAACCCCAAGGCGUUUGUGCUCACCUUGUGCCACCACCAGAAGAUUAAGCACUUCCAGAUCCUACCGGUUGAGGAGGACGGUCAGGUGUUCUUCAGCCUGGAUGACGGCGCCACCAAGUUCACGGACCUGAUCCACCUGGUGGAGUUCUACCAGCUCAACAGAGGAGUGCUGCCCUGCAAGCUCAAACACCCCUGCACCGCUGUGGCCUUGUGACACUUCACCCACCCGACACAGCGCCCCCCCCCCCCUUUUUUUUGCACAUC